Molecule: messenger RNA, 348 nt
Organism: Funneliformis geosporum
Lineage: Eukaryota; Fungi; Glomeromycota; Glomeromycetes; Glomerales; Glomeraceae
Source: the annotation of a GenBank genome assembly
AUGGAUCAAGACUUGAGUGAAUUAAUGGCGCGUUUAACAGUGCAGGAGCAAGACAUAGAUCCUAUAAAAGUAUCUUUACAGGACCUGUUCGAUGAACACUAUAUCAAACCGGGGGAUAUUUUAUAUUAUGAGAAAACUAUCGAUGACACAACAUUAACAUAUCAGUGUAAAGUUAUUAAUAUUAUCCCUCUAACUUUGCUUGGUAUACAUCAUCAGAUUAAAAAAAAUUUCGAAAAGAGGAAACUCGAGGUCAUUCUCACGAGUGAGAACAAUAUGGUGGAUACAUCUAAUAGUUUAACUACGUUAGAAUAUAAAAUUAUCGGAUUGUUAAUCGAUCUCGGGGUAGCG